Messenger RNA from Aedes aegypti (yellow fever mosquito), 3414 nucleotides. It is a transcript of the gene MAN1, whose product is annotated as inner nuclear membrane protein Man1. The record is from RefSeq and is a predicted model, not a curated record. Lineage: Eukaryota; Metazoa; Arthropoda; Insecta; Diptera; Culicidae. The transcript is spliced from 4 exons. Bases 251 to 2821 code for a protein of 856 amino acids. Gene Ontology annotation, cellular component: nuclear inner membrane. Gene Ontology annotation, molecular function: chromatin DNA binding. Gene Ontology annotation, biological process: nuclear envelope organization; negative regulation of BMP signaling pathway.
GCAGAAUAUUUUUUCACUUCGGCAAGUCGCGCGGCGAGUGUUUUGUUGCUAAAAAUUUUCGUGAAUUUACCUACGAAAUCGGUACCCAAAGUGGAAAAACCCUAUGUUCCGUUACCGUUGGGAAAGUGAGGCAUCGUUUCAGUUUGAUUUUCGAUAUGAAAACCCGUGGAAAUAGGUGAAAAAUUGCUGUUUUCUUCCCGGGUAAACAACACGGCGUCCAUUCCGGACGGAGGAGGAGCUUGGCCCUAAGAUGAGCAGCCGGAUGGACAAUCUGGACCUGCUGACGGACGACGAGCUGCGGCAUCGUCUGAUUCAGUACGGCUUCCAGAAUCUGCCCAUAACCAGCAACACUCGGAAGCUGUUGAUCAAAAAGCUACGCAAUCACAUGGAAAACGAGAAGGGCAAACUGAGACGGGAGACGAGCUUUGCGACGCGAUAUUCCUCCGGGGAGGAAUCCGAUGGAGAUAAGCGUUCGGCGAAAAGUGGACGGAGAUCGACUGCGGCGGGGGCGGGGGCCAGUAGUAGUGGUACGCGGUCUACGAUGCCACCUCCCGCGGCGAGACCUGCCAGCAGACGGAACACCACUACCAUAUCAACCACCAGCAGCAGUCCGCUGAGGAAUAAUAACAACAACAGCAGUAGCAGCGCCAGUCAUAACAAAUCAAUUUCUCCUGGGUCCAAUCGGAGUUCGGUGUACAUUUCGCCGGUGAUUAUCAACGACAGCGAGGAGGAGGACUACUCCGGCGGGCUGCGGACAACGAGUCGCGUUUUCGGCAACCAAUCCCCUUCGGUUAGCACACUAUUCCGACGCACCACCACGGCUGGCGCCUAUUCGACACCCACCCGGCCAUCCAUAGCGGCACCGGUGUCUCCUUUAUCCACCGGACCGCACCCCACUGCCACUGGUUACCGAGCGACCAUUGGUUCCGCUACCAAUGCCGGGCUCGACCUGAACAGCUCGACCAAUUCCAACGGCAGUGCGUCGGAUUUCAGUGAGUAUACCAAACGGUUACUGCAGCUGCGAGGCGAGACGGUAUCGCACGAGAACUACAACAACGCCAUCGGAAAUGCCAUAGGAAGUGGAAUUAGUGGAGCCGCUGCUGGUGGUCCUAGUUCCUCCGGCGGGGGAAGUAAUCUCAGCUUAAAUCACAGUGGAGCUCCGAUCAGUGGCAAUCACUUCCGCAGUCGAUACAGCAGCUAUGCCAACCGAUAUGGCAUUGGGAAUCACAGUGGAGGAGACGUUAGUGGGAUCAGCAGCGCCAACAACAACAGCGGGACAUUCAACGAGAACGACAUCGUGACCCAUGCUCAACCGGAUCCGGAACCGCCGCAGAUACCACUGCGAGUAGCGAUGGGAAAUCUGCUUUCGAAGCUGGACGAACACUACGGCUUCAAGCAGACGUUUAUUCCGUGCGCGCUGCUGUGCCUGUUCAUUGCCUUCCUGGUGUUUGUGGCCUUCAUGUAUAUGACCAUCAGUACGGACAUUGCCAGCACGCUCAGUUCCAUCGAUACGAGGUAUGAUCUAUGCGACGGCACGAUAAAAGACACAAACAAAUGCAUUGCCCAGUCAGAGCUUGAAUCGGCACUGGAUCUGCUGAAGAUCGUCGGAAGCGAACUGAAAAGCCGAGUGGAACACAGCAAGUGCGUCGAUUCCAGCGUGUCGUACUGGAUGAGCGCCAACGAGGUUCUGAAACUGGCCAAGGAACACAGCCCCAACAUAUUGAUUCCGCAGCUGACCAAACAUUUGCACGCGAUGGAGUACUUGAUCGAUCGGAAUCCCCAGUGGAGGAUAAACCAUUGCGAUCAGGACGGCAAGGAGAUAGAUUUCAUAGAAGUGCUCCGCAGGCGGCCAACCAAGAGUAACUACUUUGCCAUACUGAAACCGAAGCUACCGUUCACCUGCAUGUUGUACAACAAGUUCCACACGUUCUUCGUGAUCAUCGGCGUUCUGGGACUGGUUGGAAUAAUCACAUAUCUGGUCAACUACUUCCUCAAGUUUGUGCUCUACGUCAAGCAGAAGCGUAAAAAUCAGGUCAACGUAUUGAUAAGCGAGAUCAUUCAAGCGGUCAGUCAAGCCGCAAAUGAUCCCUCGGAUGAGGGUGGAGUGGUAAUCGUUAAUCAUCUGCGCGAUCGACUGAUCACACCGGAUAAUCGAAAGAAACUAGAAUGGGCAUGGGUUGAGGCGUUACAAUUCCUUGAACAAAACGAAAGCCGAAUCCAGUUCGAAGUGGGGAACCGCGGAGGGGAAGACUUUAAAAUGAUGCGCUGGAUCGAUACGGCACCACCACCAUCAACUGGCCGGUCCGUUCCGGGUGGUGCCAAGAAGUGGCAAAGUCCAGCAUUCGACAACACCAACAAAAUUCCCGACCCGCCAACGCCUUGCCUCAAGAUUCGCCAAAUGUUCGACAAGUACGAGGUGAAUGAUCCCAACCUGAAAACCAUUGUCCAGGACGCCAUUCUGGAGAAGGUCGGCGUGCGGUGCAAAAUCUACGACAUCCAGUUAGACCGAAGCACCUGUUGCGUGUACGUUCGCUGUGCCACGGCCAAAGAUGCUGGAAUCGUGCACGACGAAAUCAACGGAUGGUGGUUCGACAAUCGAUUAGUUUCGAUCAAAUUCCUUCGACUGGAACGCUACCUGGCACGGUUUCCCAGGUCGUCUGCUGGCCCGGUUUGCCUAAAGCCAUCGAAUCGUAACAACAGCUCAAUGUCACAGCAGCAGCCCGCAGAACGACCAUCGACGAAUCCGCUGGAACGGGACGACGACGAGGAGGAGGAAGAGGAAGAGGACGAUCUGGAGCUCGAACAGGAACCCGAGUGCUAAGUUGUUUUAGAGUUUAUUUUAUUCUAGUUUUUAAAAUAGUUUUAGUUGUAAAUUAACACGGCUGCUUUAAAUGAUGUAAAUUGUUUGAUCGUGAGUUGAAUUUCGAGCGUAAACCCUUUUUUCUUUUAUUCAUCGUUAGAGAAACAUAUAGAUUUUGGUAAUUGACUCCGCAGCGAUAAGAAUACACGAAACACAAAAUGCCAGAAAAUAUCGUUAAAGUUAGGGAAUUUAAACCACAGAUAGAAAAAAAUAAACUCUUUGUUGAUGUACACUGUUGAGAUGUUGUUUGAGAAAAAUAACACUUAAACCGCGAAAGCGGAUUUUAUCAUUUUGCAUUGAAAUGAUUGCGACUGUUUACAAACGGCUCAGACGGAGAUAAUAAACAAGCGAGAGACGUAAUUGUUAUCACUGUUCUUUUAAUUUAACAAAAAAAAAUCGUACCGUGUAUCUACUGACUAAACGAUACUGAGAGCGGGUGCAUGUUGACCAUACGACGACACAAACACACACAAAAGCGGAUGCAAACUGACGAGACGACGAUAAUGCGCUAUCAUCAUUUUAGUUGGUAAUUGAAAAAAAAAAACAAAAUCUAA